Molecule: messenger RNA, 2677 nt
Organism: Musa acuminata AAA Group (dessert banana)
Lineage: Eukaryota; Viridiplantae; Streptophyta; Magnoliopsida; Zingiberales; Musaceae
Product: leucine-rich repeat extensin-like protein 6
Exons: 1
Coding region: 119-2272 (717 amino acids)
Molecular function (GO): protein binding
Source: RefSeq, a predicted model, not a curated record
UUGAUUUCUCCCCCACCCCUUCCUCCUCUUCCUCUUCCGAUAAAAACCGGCAGCUGCUGCAACCCUUUCUCCGCCUCCUCCUCCUUUCUUCCACCGCAAGCGACAGGACAAGGAUGAGAUGGUGAGUACUCGGCAUUUCAAGCCAGAUCCCCGUCUCCUCCUUCUCCCCUUGUUCUUGCUCCUCCUCCCUGUCGCCUCCUCGUGCGCCGGCCGUGAUGGCCACAUGCGGCGGCUACGGCGGCACCUCCAAGAUCGGGGGGAAGAUAUACCGGCCAACUCCUCCGCCUUCCCCAACCCUCGCCUCCGCGACGCCUACAUUGCACUCCAGUCUUGGAAGCUCGCCAUCCUCUCCGAUCCCUUGAACCUCACCGCUGACUGGGUCGGCCCCGGCGUCUGCGCCUACACCGGCGUCUUCUGCUCUUCCCUCCCCUCCGACCCCAACCUCACCGUAGUCGCCGGCGUCGACCUCAACCACGGCGACCUCGCCGGCUACCUCCCCGACCAGCUCGGCCUCCUCGCCGACCUCGCCCUUCUUCACAUCAACUCCAACCGUUUCUGCGGCACCCUCCCCCGCUCCCUCCGCCGCCUCGCCCUCCUCCACGAGCUCGACGUCAGCAACAACCGCCUCGCCGGCCCUUUUCCCGACGUCGUCCUCCGCCUCCCCUCCCUCAAGUACCUCGACCUCCGCUUCAACGAGUUCGAGGGCGCAGUGCCCCCGCAGCUGUUCGACAAAGACCUCGACGCCAUCUUCAUCAACCACAACCGCUUCGCCUUCGACAUCCCCGACAACAUCGGCAACUCCCCCGUCUCCGUCAUCGUCCUCGCCCACAACCACUUCCGCGGCUGCCUUCCGGCCAGCCUCGGCAACAUGUCGAGCACGCUCAACGAGAUCAUCCUCAUGAACAGCGGCCUCAGCUCGUGCUUCCCUCCCGAGAUCGGCCUCCUCACCGGCCUCACCGUGCUCGACGUCAGCUUCAACAAGCUCGUGGGGCCGCUACCGGACUCGCUCGGCCGGAUGCUCAACCUCGAGCAGCUCGACGUCGCGCACAAUCUCCUCUCCGGUGGAAUCCCCGCCUCGAUCUGCCGCCUGCCGCGGCUGAAGAACUUCACUUACUCCUACAACUUCUUCGCCGAGGAGCCGCCUCAGUGCUUUGCGGUGGAGUCGUUCGACGACCGCCGGAACUGUCUAUCCGGCAGGCCGAAGCAGCGAACCCAGCGCCAAUGUGGGUCGUUCCUCUCCCACCACCACGUCGACUGCUCUGCUUUUGGCUGCAAGCCCUUCGUGCCGGCUCUGCCGCCGCCGUCCCCUCCUCCGCCUUCUCCGCCGCCACCAUCACCUCCUCCGCCAUCCCCGUCGCCGCUGCCACCGUCGCCUCCCCCGCCAUCUCCUCCACCACCCUCACCUCCUCCGCCAUCUCCUCCACCACCGUCGCCUCCUCCACCAUCUCCACCGCCGCCGUCGCCUUCACCACCACCGCCACCGUACUGUGUCCGAUCCCCGUCACCACCUGUCUACUGCCCACGAUCUCCAUCGCCACCAGUCUACUGCCCGCGAUCUCCUUCACCGCCUGUUUACUGCAAACGAUCUCCACCGCCACCUUCCCACAACUCUCCUCCACCACCGGUGCAUUCUCCACCGCCUCCGAUCUAUUCACCUCCGCCGCCGCCCAACUCACCGCCACCUCCGAUCUAUUCACCUCCUCCACCGCCCAACUCACCCCCACCUCCGAUCUAUUCACCUCCUCCACCGCCUAAUUCACCACCCCCUCCGCCGCCUAAUUCACCACCCCCUCCGCCACCUAACUCACCGCCCCCUCCGCCGCCUAGUUCACCACCACCUCCGAUCUAUUCACCCGCUCCGCCGCCAAAUUCACCACCCCCUCCGCCACCAAACUCGCCACCACCUCCGCCGCCUAACUCACCACCACCUCCGCCGCCUAGUUCACCACCACCUCCGAUCUAUUCACCUCCUCCACCGCCUAACUCACCACCACCCCCGCCGCCUAACUCACCGCCACCUCCGCCGCCUACCUCAUCACCACCCCCUCCUCCUCCACUGCACUCUCCACCGCCACACUCACCUCCGCCUCCACCUCCAUGCAUAGAGCCGCCACCACCUCCGUGCGUCGAGCCGCCACCUCCCCCAUGCAUCGAGCCACCACCUCCCCCAUGCAUCGAGCCGCCAUCACCUGGUCCCUCAGCUCCCCUGUAUGAACCCCUACCGCCCGUCGUCGGAGUCACCUACGCGUCCCCUCCGCCUCCUUUCUACUAAUUCUUUUUCAAAUCUUCCUCGUCACCCACCCACCCACCCUCCAAUCCCCAAAUUUAGGAUUUCAUUUCCUUUUGCCCCUUGUUUACUGAAUUCAUGUGUUUGCAGUCUCGUCGUCUUCUCCAUCAAAAUCUCUUUUCCGUUUCUUAUUCUUCCCAUCUUUCUCAAGGUGAUGAAGACUCGAAAACAAGGCACGGAGAGAGCGUCUCCAUGGUCGUUCGAAGGGUGAUGAUACAUAUAUAUGAUUCGGGGUUGUGAAUAAACGAAUGGGUUUAUGAGAGGCAGUCAAGAAUCAGAGCGAGAGAAACAGAAAAAGUGUAGGUGCAGUGAAACUUAAUGUAUAGUAGAGCAUGCGACUCUAAAAAGUAAACCAUCAUCUCAUUCCCUACUAUGCUUGUUUUCGUUUCA